Molecule: messenger RNA, 1258 nt
Organism: Sorghum bicolor (sorghum)
Lineage: Eukaryota; Viridiplantae; Streptophyta; Magnoliopsida; Poales; Poaceae
Product: NDR1/HIN1-like protein 10
Exons: 1
Coding region: 340-984 (214 amino acids)
Cellular component (GO): plasma membrane
Source: RefSeq, a predicted model, not a curated record
GGCCGGCCGGGAGGCGCAUGCACAGGGGACGAUGGUUGGGUGGAUUAGAAGAGUUGGAUGGAAAGAUCGAAGAAGGCGCGCGAUCGAGGACAGCAGCAAUUCAUUCAUGAUCGCACACUAGCUGACUGCGACUUCCAUGGCCAGCCGCCCAUGCAUGCAUCAUCUGUCUUCGAUCUCCACUGCAUGACGGACGAACGAUUCUCUCAUCAUCGAUCAGUGUCGUCUCCCUGCAGAGCCUCGCUCUCGUCUCUCUCGAUCGAUCGACGAUCACUUGGUAGCUAGCUGCUGCAACAGGUGGGUGGGGAUCAUCGGAUCACCGAUUCACUCGAUCGUCCGUCGAUGGGCAGCAAGACGAGCACCGUGUCGUCGGUGCUGUGCUGCCCGUGCCGGUGCCUCUUCUGCGGCGUGCUCAGCUGCCUCUUCAGCGUGCUCACCUGCAUCUUCGUCGUCGCCGGCCUGGUCGCCCUGGUGCUGUUCCUCCUGUUCCGGCCCCACAUCAUCCGCGUCUCCGCCGUCUCCGCCGACCUCUCCGACUUCACCCUCACCCCGCAGACGUGGAUCCUCCGCUACAACCUCUCCCUCGGCCUGCAGGUCCGCAACCCCAACAAGCACAUCGCCCUCCACUACCACGGCCUCGUCGCCCAGGCGCACUACGAGGGCCAGCAGUUCGCCCACGCCGGGCCGCCCGACUUCUUCCAGGACACCGGCGUCACUAGCCCGCUCGAUCUCGCCUUCACCGGCGAGAGCCCCCUCGUCGGCGGCAACGCCGCCGCAGGCUUCCGGAAGGAGGCUGCCGAGGGGGCCAUCUUCUCCGUCGACGUCAAGAUCAGCUCGCACAUGAAGCUCAAGGUCUGGGUGCUCAGGGUGCUCGGCCCAAAGACCAAGAUCGAUUGCCCGCUCAGGCUCCAGCGAUGGGAUCAUGCUACCCACGCCCAACGCCCGCCCGAGUUCAAACAGAAGGAAUGCAGGGUCACCUUCUUCUGAUGAUUAAUUAUUCUCCAUCUCCCUCCCUCUUACUUCGUUGCAUUGCAUUGCAUGCACUCUUGUUAUAUCUGAUAUUCUGAUCGAUCCAGCACCUGCUGCUGGUGCCAAUAAUCUCGUCAUCAUCAAUUAAUUAAUUAAUUAAUUAGGUAGCUAGCUAUAGAUAGAUAUAUAUGUAUGUCUCGCGCCAUCUGCAUUUUAUAUAUUUUUUAUGACAUUAUAUAUAGAAGAACAGCUAGAGAUUAUUAUUGAUAGAAGUUGCAGCAAAUAUAUAAUU